Messenger RNA from Spirometra erinaceieuropaei, 774 nucleotides. The record is from the annotation of a GenBank genome assembly. NCBI's taxonomy places the organism in Eukaryota, Metazoa, Platyhelminthes, Cestoda, Diphyllobothriidea, Diphyllobothriidae.
AUGUUGUCUGCCAUGCUGAUGGACGCCUACCGUGAUGAACACCCCGGGAUCCGCAUCGCCUACAGGACGGACAGUCACCUCCUAAAUCAACGGCGGAUGCUCUUCCAAUCGCGCGUCUCAACAACCACGGUUCACGACCUUCUCUUCACCGACGACUGCGCCCUGAACACCACCUCGGAAGAGGAUAUGCAAAGUAGCAUGGACCUCUUCUCUGCCGCCUACAAGAACUUCGGUCUGGUCAUCAACACGCAGAAGACGGUGGUCAUGCAUCAAACGCCACCCAACUCAGACACUCCUCCCAACGCGCCGCAAAUCAGCGUGAAUGGAACGCAACUGCAAGCGGUGGACAACUUCCCGUACCUGGGCAGCACCCUCUCCCGUAACACCAAAAUCGAUGACGAUGUCGCUAACAGGAUCUCGAAAGCCAUUCAAGCCUUCGGCCGCCUCCAAAGCACGGUUUGAAAUUGUCGCGGUCUUCACCUGAACUCGAAGCUGAAGAUGUACAAGACCGUCAUUCUGCCGACGCUGCUGUACGGAUUGCAGACUUGGACAGUGUACCCAAAGCAGGCAGGCCGACUGAACCACUUCCAUCUCAGUUGUCUUCGCUGGCAGGUUCUUAUCCCCGACACUGAUGUACUUGAACGGACGGGCAUCCUUAGUAUCUACACCAUGCUGAGACAAAUGCAGCUGCCCUGGAGCGGCCACCUGGUGCGCAUGGACGAUCAGCGACUACCCAAACGACUCUUCUACGGAGACAUCGCAACGAAUUCUUGA